AUGAAGUUCACUAAUUCUGUGAUUCUUCUCCAAGCGUUGGUAUCAGCCUCUUUGGCCCUGCCAAUUGAAAACAGCAAUGGUGCCAAGCCUUUGAAUUCGACUGCCAGUCCAAUUGGUUUGAUGGCUAUUAAUCCUGAACGAGAUGAUGUUCACCAACGCUCAGUCAUUGCCAAGUCGGAUGGUUCUCUUUGGCUCCGUAAGGGUACCGGCUCUGAUGCCGUGGGCUCCGUCGACCGUGAUAUGGCUGUCCAGCCCAUGGCUGGCGGUCGUAGACUUACAGUUGGUCAGGAUGGAUCUCUUCAACUUGCUGAGAAAGUAGAUACCUCUAACAGCGAAGAAUUUUCUAUUGAUGUUAAGGACUAUGUUCUUCACUUGACUACUAAGGAUGCUAUGGCCUGUCCUGUUGACGAUCAAUAUAAAGUGUUCUGGGGAGCCAAUGUCCGUUGCGAAGGUGGUAUUCCUGUCAAGCUGCAAUCAAUAAAUUUGGAAGCCAGUAACAGCAACAACACCAGUGCCAACAAACUUUUGAAACGUCAGAAUUACGGUGGUGCCUACAUCUGGCACGAACCGUUCUUUGAUUGCCAGGGUCAAUACCAUGAGGGUGUUCACUCAUGCGACGAAGCUUAUAUUUGUGACCGACAAUACUUUGACAAUAGAUGGCAUGAUGGCCAAUGGAGAAAUGGUGUCUGGCAUGAGGGCAAUUGGGGUUCUGAUGGUAUCUGGCACGACUCAGUUUAUGAUGGCAGAUUCACUCCUGAAAGAGAUGGUCGUUAUGGACCUUAUGGCCGUCACCAUGGUGGGUAUGAGAACGGCGGUUGUGGUCGUGAAGAAUGUGGCCGUGAAGAGUGUGGCCAUGAAGGAUCCUGUGGACGUGAACGCGAACGCGAACGUGAGGAGUGUAGUCGUGAAGAGUCAUGCGGUCGUGAAGAAAGCUGCGGCAGAGAAGAAUCCUGUGGUUGUGGAAAUGAAGGCUGUGGUUGUGACGGUCGCUAUGAUGGCCGUUAUGAGGGUCACCACGGACGACACCACGAGGGGUAUCACGAUGGUCGCUACGAUGGUCGUUAUGAUGGACGCUACGAUGGUCGCUAUGAUGGCCGUUAUGAUGGUCGUUAUGAGGGCCGUUAUGAGGGUGCUCCCUACGACGGACGUCACCAUGAAGGUCGCUACGAAUGUGAAGAGGAACGUGGUUGCGGCUAUGAGCACCACCCUUCUAACCAAGGCUGUAAUGAAUAUGGCGGUUAUGGCCGAUAUGGAUAUCACGAGCUAGUCAAGACUGAGGAAGCAGUUCCAGCUACCGAAGAAAUGGAAGCUCAAGCUGUCGAAACCCCUGCUGAAGCCACUGUAGCAGUUGCUGAUGCCGUUGUGCCUGCUGAAGAAGAAGAACAAUCAGCUGUAGCUCCAGUAGUUUCACUUGCCAAGCGUCUUUUUGGACUCUGUGGAGGCAGUAGCAACAAGGGAUGUGAUUCCGGAUGCGACAGUGGAUGUGAUAGCGGUGGUGGAAGCUCUGGAUGUAGCCUUUGCGGACUCUGUGGCGGAGGUGGCGGUGGCAGCAGCUGUGGAAGCAGUUGCGGAAGUGGUUGCGGAAGUGGUUGUGGAAGCAGUUGCGGAAGUGGUUGCGGAGGUGGCUGCGGUAGCAGCUGUGGUGGAUGUGGCAGUUGCGGUGGUGGCUGCGGUGGUAGUGGCUGUGGCGGCGGCGGUGGCGGCUGCGAUGACGACUGCUAUGACGAUAGCUACGACUGUGGUUCCUCUGGUUGUUUUGGUAUCUUCAACAAACGAGAUGCUGUUGUACCUACUGAAGUGGCCACUGAACAAGACUUGACAAACAACCUAUGUUGCCCAUGCUGCUGCAAAUGUGGAUGCUGUCUUGCCAAGAGAGACGAAUCUGCAGUUGCUACUGAAGAAGAUAUCAAUUCUGCUUUUUUCUGUCCCAGCAGCUGCUGCGGAGGAUGCUGCUGUGGAGGUAGUAGCAGUGAUGAUGAUGACGAAGACGACUGUGGUUCAAGUUCCAGUUCUAGUUCCUGUGGAUCCAGCUCGGGUUCUAGUUGUUGUGGAUCAAGUUCUGGAUCUAGCUCCAGUUCAGGCUGUGGAAAAUCAUCUGGUUCUAGCUGUGGAUCAAGUGGAUCUUCAGCCCCCAAUUGUGCUCCAGAACCCGCUCCAGCACCCGUACCCGCACCAAUCCCAGCUCCAGCACCAGCACCAGCUCCUGUCUAUCCAGCACCCGCACCUGCUCCUGUUCCUGUGUCACCUGCUCCUGCUCCUGCUCCCGUGGCACCAGCUCCAGCUCCAGUUUGCCCGGCACCAGCACCAGCCCCUGCUCCUGCUCCUGCUCCUGUUCCUGCUCCUGUUCCCGCUCCGCCAGCUCCCGUGUGUCCAGCUCCUGCCCCUGCACCAGCUCCUCCUCCUCCGCCUCCACCUCCACCACCUCCUGUCUGCCCUGCUCCGGCACCAGCUCCAGCACCCCCUCCACCCCCUCCUCCUCCACCUCCACCUCCACCUCCACCUCCACCUCCACCUCCAGCUCCCGUAUGUGCUCCACCACCACCACCUCCUCCACCAGCACCAGCACCAGCUCCCGUGUGUGCUCCACCACCUCCACCUCCACCUCCUCCUCCACCACCUCCACCUCCUCCUCCACCUCCUCCUCCUCCACCACCUCCACCUCCUCCUCCACCACCUCCACCACCACCUCCUCCAGCUGAGCCCUGUGAGCCAGAACCUGCUCCUGCUCCAGAGCCCGAGCCAGUCUGGUCAGAGCCCUGUGCUGAGGAGCCCGAGCCCGUUCCCGUUCCCGCACCCAGCGAGUGCGAAAGCGCCGAGAACAGCGAGGAGGCCAACUAA
Molecule: messenger RNA, 2838 nt
Organism: Sugiyamaella lignohabitans
Lineage: Eukaryota; Fungi; Ascomycota; Dipodascomycetes; Dipodascales; Trichomonascaceae
Product: filamentous hemagglutinin family outer membrane protein
Exons: 1
Coding region: 1-2838 (945 amino acids)
Source: RefSeq, a predicted model, not a curated record